AUGGGCACCUGUGACCAGACAAGCCCUGCGCUGCAGAAGCGGCUCCUCGCCCGCCUUCCCUCCUGGGCCAAGUCCAUGACGAACUGGAGCCCAGAAGCCUUCGCGAUGAGGUCGCGGCUCCGGUGGCAGUGCAUCGACUGCUCGGGCGCUUGCAGCCUAGACGAUGCCUUCGCAAGGCACGUGGAGAAGGUGGUGAAGGCCAAAGUGGAGCGGGACAGGAAGGACCGGGAGCUACGAGAGGUGGUCGGCUGUCACCUCGCGGACCGCGCUGAGACCAGUCGCCGCACAGAACUUUCGAUGCUUCAACAUCUGAUGAAAUCACUGCGGACAGAGCAGCACUUCGAGAAGGCCUGGGAAGUUUUCAAAGUGGUUGAAGUUUUGUAUUCGAUGGAUCGACGCCAAGUCUCAGAGGCGGAGCUUGUAAAUCAGGAAAUCGAAGGCCGGGAGAGGCAACUGCGGCUGGAGCAACUCCUCCGCCAGAACGCCGAUCCGAACGCUCCAGACCGGGACGGCAGCACAGCCCUCUUGUGCGCUGCAGCCGCAGGACACCCGGAGCUGAUUCAGCCCUUGCUGGAUGCCGGAGCCCAGCUGGAGGUCUGCAACAGGAUCGGCGCUACAGCCCUCCUAAGUGCUGCGGAAGAGGGCCACCUAGAAUUUGUCGAGGCAUUGGUGAAGGCUCGGGCCCAGCUGGAGGCCCGCAACGAGCACGGCGACACAGCCCUCCUUGUCGCUGCACACAACGGCCACUUGAAAGUGGUCGAAGCCUUGCUGAAGGCCGGGGCCCAGGUGGAGGCCCGCGAUCAGAUUGGCUUCACAGCCCUCCUUGUCGCUGCAAAUAAAAACCGGCUGAAAGUAGUCGAGGCGUUGGUAGACGCCGGCGCCCAGCUGGAGGCUCGGAAUGAGCAAGGAGAGACAGCCCUCAUGGUCGCUUCAAUCAUGGACCACUUGCAGGUGGUUCAGGUCUUGGUGAAGGCCGGAGCCCAGCUGGAGGGCCGCGAUGAGGAUGGCUACACGGCCCUCAUGCUCGCUGCAUACAGUGGCUACCAGGACGUGGUCGAGGUCUUGGUGAAGGCUGGAGCCCAGCUGGAGGCCCGCGAUAAAGAUGGCAACACGGCCCUCAUCCUCGCUUCAAGGACAGGCCACCUGGAGGUGGUUCAAGUCUUGGUGAAGGCCGGAGCCCAGCUGGAGGCUCAUAAUAAUGAUGGCAACACGGCCCUCAUUGCCGCUUCAAUGUUGGGUCGCUUGAAGGUGGUUCAGAUCUUGGUGAAGGCCGGAGCCCAGCUGGAGGCUCGUGAUAAUGAUGGCAACAAGGCCCUCAUGGUCGCUUCAGUCUCUGGCCACUUGAAGGUGGUCGAAGUCUUGAGGAAGGCUGGAGCCGUAGCAUAA
Molecule: messenger RNA, 1386 nt
Organism: Symbiodinium sp. CCMP2592
Lineage: Eukaryota; Dinophyceae; Suessiales; Symbiodiniaceae
Source: the annotation of a GenBank genome assembly